Microdochium trichocladiopsis is the source of this 2346-nucleotide messenger RNA. Its product is annotated as P-loop containing nucleoside triphosphate hydrolase protein. NCBI's taxonomy places the organism in Eukaryota, Fungi, Ascomycota, Sordariomycetes, Xylariales, Microdochiaceae. The transcript is spliced from 3 exons. The record is from RefSeq and is a predicted model, not a curated record. Gene Ontology annotation, molecular function: ATP binding; nucleic acid binding. Gene Ontology annotation, cellular component: mitochondrion. The coding region runs from base 1 to 2346 and encodes 781 amino acids.
AUGGCUUGGCGCGGCAACUGCUCGAGUCGUCCGCGCUGGCGGGGCGAUGAAAAGGAGCAAACGAGAAUCUUCCUCGGCCGAGGGGCUGCAGCUUGCAACUUUUUAGGGAUACGCUCAGAGAUCGAAUCAAGAUCGUAUAUGAAGACUGUAGGAUACACUUCAGUACUCCUUGCUUCAAAGCACUCGAUCUCCCGUGUUCCGGUAACGCAUCACGCCCGACCAAGGUCUGCAGCCACUGCACAGUCACAACGUCACGAGAUAUACUGUAUCCCUCCAGAGAACCAGGACCCUGAAACCGGCAUUACCGCAUUCUGCAGGCGACUCGCAUCAACAUUCAGGCUCGUCGGUCCUGACAUGUACAUUGCGAGAUACUCGGACAACAUCUUUGUCUCGUUCAGACGUGUAAUUUCGUCAGUCUCAGCACCUCCCCGUGCUGCUCUCAGCACAGCGCUCAACCGGCGGUCAUAUUCCACAGCUCCCCAUCCGCCUCCCACAGACACAACAGACAUGCCUGAGCAACAGCGGCGGCAUCCGUACCGCGGCGGCGCGGGCAAGAACUUCCGCAAAGGCAGACCCGGCAGACCUCAGGGCCAGGGUCAGCAGCAGGAUGGCCAAGACGGCGGUCCUCCGUUCGGGCAGAGAGGACCUCGCGGGGGCGGCGGCAGAGGCGGCCGUCCGGUUCAGCAGCAGCACCAGCAGCUCCAGGAAGACUCGGACCAGCAAAUGGACUCGGGGACAUCGACGCCGAUGGACCUGUCAGCCGUCCACAACCCGGCGCUGACGAUUGACAUCCCGAUGGACACGCCGCUGUUUGCAGACCUGGCGCGGGACGGCCUCGUGCACCCGACCAUCAUUCAGACCAUCACCGAGGACCUCAAGUUUGGCCACAUGACGCCCGUCCAGGCGGCCACGAUCCACGAGCUGCUGACAAGCACGGACGUCCUCGCCCAGGCCAAGACGGGCACCGGCAAGACCAUUGCCUUCCUGCUGCCCGCCAUCCAGUCCAUGCUCAAGCGCAAGCUCACGCCGGGCCGCCAGAUCUCGCUGCUCGUCAUCUCGCCCACGCGCGAGCUGGCCAUGCAGAUCGCCAAGGAGGCCGAGGCCCUCCUCCAGCGCAUGCCCCAGUACAAGAUCUGCCUCGCCAUCGGCGGCACCAACAAGGACUCGGAGGAGCGCCGCAUCCUCCGCGGGUGCGACAUCCUCGUCGGCACCCCCGGCCGGCUGUACGACCACCUCGGCACCGACGGCGGCAGCGUCGCCGAGAUGCUGCAGGCCGUCGACACGCUCGUCCUCGACGAGGCCGACCGCCUGCUCGACAUGGGCUUCCUCGACUCCCUCAAGAAGAUCAUCCGGUGCCUGCCGGACAAGGAAAAGUCGAACCGGCAGGGCAUGCUCUUCUCGGCCACGAUUGCCGACCACGUCGAGAAGGUGGCCCACCUGGCCCUGUCGCGCGACUACAAGUUCAUCUCGACCAUCCCCAAGGGCGAGAUCAACACGCACGAGCGCGUGCCGCAGCACCUCAUCGUGGUUCCCAACUUUGCCGACAUGGCCGCCGGCCUCGUCGGCACCAUCCGGCAGGAGCUCGCGGCCAUCGGCCCGGCCACUUUUAAAGCCAUCAUCUUCGCGCCCACCGCGGGCAUCGUCGACUUCUACCACGACGUGCUCUCCGCACUGGCUCCCCAGUACGGCCUCCCGCCCGUGUGCGCCCUGCACGCGCGCCUCACCCAGUCCCGGCGCACCAAGACGACGGACCAGUUUCGCACCGCGCCCAACGGCAUCCUCGUCGCGACCGACGUCAUCGCCCGCGGCAUGGAUUUCCCGGGCAUAACCAACGUGUUCCAGGCGGGCAUCCCCUCGGACAAGGAGUCGUACAUCCACCGGCUGGGCCGGACCGCGCGCGCGGGCGCCGAGGGCAGGGGCCACUUCAUCAUCACCCAACAGGAAGGGUACUUCCCAAAAUACACCCUCAAGGAGAUCACCUUCCAGGAGCAGCAGCCCGCGGACCUGUCGGCGCAGGCCGACGUGCUCGCCGUCGCGGAGCGGCUCGACACCCAGGCCAAGACGUACCAGGGCUGGCUGGGCUUCUACAAGAGCUACAUGAAGCCCCUGGGCUGGGACGCUGCCACCCUGGUGCGCGAGGCCAACCGGUACGCGCUGGACGGGCUCGGCGCGCCAGAGGUGCCGACCCUGCAGAAGAGCACGGUCGGCAAGAUGGGGCUCAAGGGGGUCAAGGGUCUUAUUGUCGGGCCGGAUGCGCCCAAGGCGGCGAGAGGAGGGGGUGGUGGCGGUGGACGUGGAGGAGGCGGCGGCGGCGGUGGUGGUGGUGGCCGCGGUGGAAGGAGAUGA